This is a messenger RNA of Dendronephthya gigantea, 1635 nucleotides long. Its product is annotated as glucoside xylosyltransferase 1-like. The transcript has 4 exons. Gene Ontology annotation, biological process: protein O-linked glycosylation via N-acetylgalactosamine. The coding region runs from base 155 to 1327 and encodes 390 amino acids. Gene Ontology annotation, molecular function: UDP-xylosyltransferase activity. The record is from RefSeq and is a predicted model, not a curated record. Lineage: Eukaryota; Metazoa; Cnidaria; Anthozoa; Malacalcyonacea; Nephtheidae.
GUUGUUUAAUUGAGCCACGCCCAAUAUCAGCUACGGUACCUGCACGUCCACAGCGUGGCGUACUCGAAUUACCAGUCAGGCAAAUGUAAACAAACGCCGUGUCUAUUUUCUGAAUGCAUUUCACGUCUGUUGGCUUCGAUAAUGGUUUUACAACAUGCAGGUCUGUCGUUUUAACAAGCCCGUUCUGGUGUUCUUCUCUGUCAUAUUGUUAAUUUUUCUCUUCGUAACGUACAGUAUCACUCAAAAAGACAACCUCGGGGAUUUCGACGGCAAGAAAUGGAGGGAACAAAGUGUACUUCUAGACACGCAAACAUCAAUUGGUAAUCCGCAUGGGGCUAGAUCGCUCAAAGAAACAGAUAAGUCUGUCAAGGUUUCAUCGACGACAUGCGCUCCGGGGAAAACUGCCAUCGACGUUGCAGCUGUGGUUUGCGGAGACCGUUCGAAGGAAAUAAUGAACAUGGUGAAGUCUGUUCUGAUUUUUACCAAUCAUCAAGUACACUUCCACAUCGUCUCGGAGCGGGAUUUGCAGGAGGGAAUAAAGAGAUCAUUUGACAAGUUUCCUUCCAAUGUGAAGGAACAUUUUGGUUUUACAUUGUAUAAUUUAUCAUACCCUCCUGGGGAGAAUAUUGCAACCUGGAAAAAUCUCUUCAAAACUUGUGCUUCGCAGAGACUGUUUCUAAUGGACUUCAUAAAAAGAGACAAAGUUCUAUAUUUGGACACGGAUACGUUGCUUUUAAGUCCGGUAGAAAAAAUUUGGCAUCAUUUCAGCAAGUUUAACAAGACACAGCUAGCCGCGAUGACGAGGGAAGGCGAACUUGCAUCGUUGAACUGGUAUCAUAGGUUUGCAAGACAUCCAUUUUACGGCAAACUGGGUCUUAAUUCUGGCGUGAUGCUGAUGGACCUACGGAAACUUCGAGAUUUGAAAUUUACACAGAAUAUAAUUGAAAUAUACAGAGAGCAUAAAUAUAAUAUAGUGUGGGGAGAUCAGGACUUGUUGAAUAUCUACUUUAAUAAACACCCAGAUCGAGUGUACCUUUACCCAUGUGAAUGGAACUACAGACCCGACCAUUGCAUGUACCAAAACAAUUGUCAGUCAGUGUUGCGUAAUGGCGUGUACGUUCUCCAUGGUAACAGAGGUGUGUUUCAUAACGACAAGCAAAAGGCUUUUAGGACAGUUUACGAUGCCAUAAAAAAGUACAAGUUCGGUGGAAACGUGGAGACGGAUAUAGUUGCAAAAAUACUAAACAUGGAAAGUCUGAACUCUGACCGUUACUGCAAACUUAUGGCAAAAAGUUUUGUGAAAAAUAUGCUACAGCCUAAUGGAUAAAGCCUUCCGAUAAUCUCGAUUAUCGAUCACGUUACAUCAGAUAAUCUUUGUUGAAGAUAUCCCCUUUGAUCAAACCUUUGUUGCUUUGUGGAGAUAGUUAAAAACGGGAAAAAAAUGGCGGCAAGGAAAAGCGAUUUUGUGCGACUCUUCUAAAUGUUUUCAGCGCAAUGAAAUUAUGCAUGAUGCAGCAUAGCGCUAAAAUAUCCAGAUUUUAUAAGAGGUUUAUUUAUUUGGAAUUAGCUAAAAUACACUUUAUUUAUUAUUAAAAUAUUUGUAAAGUAUUUUAAUUAAAUGGACGCGAGCUGUAA